AUGUCCUCCUUCGCGGUAGUAAAAGACAUCGACCAUCUCGUCCUAACCUGCAAUGACAUCUCCGCGACUAUAGAAUGGUACACCAAAUAUCUCGGCAUGAAAUCCGAGACUUUCACAUCCGCAACAGACCCCUCAUCUCCACCUCGCAGCGCCUUAAAGUUCGGCACUCAUAAGAUCAAUCUCCACCAGCGCGGUAAAGAGUUUGAGCCCAAGGCAAGAAAUGCUUUGCCUGGUACUGCUGAUUUGUGCUUUAUCAUUGAGGAUGGGACGGACCUGCAGGUCUUGAUUGAGGGGUUUGAGAAGGAGGGUAUAAAGGUUUUGGAAGGGGGAAAGGUGGUUGGUAGAACGGGGGCUAUGGGAGCGAUUAAGAGCAUUUAUGUUCGUGAUCCUGAUGGGAAUUUGAUUGAACUCUCCCAAUACUCGACUUGA
Messenger RNA from Fusarium redolens, 429 nucleotides. RefSeq names its product Glyoxalase/Bleomycin resistance protein/Dihydroxybiphenyl dioxygenase. Lineage: Eukaryota; Fungi; Ascomycota; Sordariomycetes; Hypocreales; Nectriaceae. Bases 1 to 429 code for a protein of 142 amino acids. The transcript has 2 exons. The record is from RefSeq and is a predicted model, not a curated record.